AUGACCUUUUAUCCUUUGCCUUUCAACUUAAGGGUUGUGUUCUUCUAUAACAUUACCGCCGCCACGCUUUGGCUGUGCUGUCUUGGGAGAUUUUGCAUACUUCUACCGCUCGUUGGCAGGCGAUUUCUUCCUGGCGGAAUGGCCGACUUCUUCCACAUUGUGGCAACAUUGCCACUCAUUGGCUUCUUCGUUGUGAAUCUGUGCAGCCGAAGAGAUUACUCAGUGACUGAUUUGUGGGGUCUUUUCUCUGCAUUGCGUAUGGUUUGGGUAUGUUACGGGGUUAUUUAUCCACACCCAACUGUUGCUAAGCAUACAAUGUACUCUGUGUUGAUCGUAGCAUGGUCAUUACAUUACUUGAUUGAUGCUACAUACCACGCGUUUCGGUUGAAAACGAAGACAUCACCACUCUGGCUAUUCUGGCUUCAGUAUCACCACUUUUAUUUGACAUUACCGCUAGAGUUUGCUAGUGAGGCUGUCCUAUUGUUUCUCAGUCUUGGAUAUGUGGAAGGAAAGUUCUACGAACUAUUUUUGCAAGGCUGCUUACUAGCAUAUGUCCCGGUUUGCUAUUUGAUGUUCAACUAUCUUCAGAAGCGCAAAACAUUGCGCUACGACGAAUACAUGCAAAAGAGACUUCGUGGACGCACACAGGAUGAUUCUGUGCCUCUGAAUGCAUCCCCGUCUGUACAUUAG
Molecule: messenger RNA, 690 nt
Organism: Clavispora lusitaniae ATCC 42720
Lineage: Eukaryota; Fungi; Ascomycota; Pichiomycetes; Serinales; Metschnikowiaceae
Source: RefSeq, a predicted model, not a curated record